This is a messenger RNA of Acanthochromis polyacanthus (spiny chromis), 19786 nucleotides long. RefSeq names its product nebulin (gene neb). The record is from RefSeq and is a predicted model, not a curated record. The transcript has 128 exons. Gene Ontology annotation, cellular component: Z disc. Gene Ontology annotation, molecular function: actin filament binding. Gene Ontology annotation, biological process: cardiac muscle thin filament assembly. Bases 175 to 17940 code for a protein of 5921 amino acids. NCBI's taxonomy places the organism in Eukaryota, Metazoa, Chordata, Actinopteri, Pomacentridae.
UUUAGGGAGCAGAAUGUGUCACAUGAGCUCGCGGUCCCUGGUGCUUUUCAGGGAGCAUGAUGAGCAGCUACAGAAGUAGAGAGGACAGAGUAAGACAGCAGAGGGAUUCAGGAAGAGGAGAAGAAGUCAGGCUCCAAUGUAAGCAGCACAAAAGCUUCUACAACCGACCCAAAAAUGGCGGAUAAUGAAGAUUUUGAUGAUCAGGAGGAGGAGGAGGAGUAUGAAUUCAGCGAGAGUGAGUCCUAUAUGACAACGACUACCACUGGCAAGAGUCAGUUCUUUCAGUCUGGGUUGCCCACCAGGAAAGUCAGGAAGAAGGUCAAGGUGGAUACUUCCAAGUUCAUGACUCCAUACCUGGCCCACAGCCAGAAGAUGCUGGAGCAGUUCAGCCAUAACAAGUACCGCCAGGCGUAUGACAUGUCCAGAGGAGCACCUCCUGCCUUCAUCUCUGACACCCCUGAAAUGAUUCGCAUCAGGAAGGCCCAGGAGCAGCUUAGUGAGGUUAAAUACCGCAUGGAGGGAAUGAAGGCUCGCACAACUAGCUUGUAUGAUGGUGAGGCCAAAGAGGUCACCCACGUCAAGCGUGUAUCUGAACUGAUGAGCAAGGUUUUGUACAGGCAGAAAUGGGACGAGGCUAAGGACAAGUAUCUGCUGCCACCUGAUGCUCCUGAGCUGGUCUUGGCUGUGAAGAAUGCGGCUAACUACAGCAAAAAACUUUACACGGAGGCCUGGGACGAAGAGAAGACCAUGUACUACCCUUACAGCGACAGCCCCGAGCUGCGCAGGGUGGCCAAGGCUCAGGAAGUCCUCAGUGAUGUUCACUAUAAGAAGGGUCAUGACCAGCGCAAGGCCAAGUACACCUCCUUGGCUGAUCCUCCUGAGGUGGAGCUGGCCAAGAGAGUGGCCCAUCAGCGCAGUGAUCUUAAGUACAAGGAAGAUUACAAUAAAAAAGUGAAGGGUCAAUGGUGUGAGACGCCCUACUUCGACGUGGCCAUUGCCAGGGUGGCGAUGGACAAUCUCAGCGAUAGAAAAUACACACAAACCUACGAGAAUGAAAAAGACCAAAUUUAUUUCAUGCAAACAGACACGCCUGUAUACGAGACAAACAAGAAGGCUCGUAUUGCUGCUAGUGAGGUCCAAUACAAGAAGGAUUAUGAGAAGACAAAAGCACAGUGUGACUACAACACCCUCCCCGCCACAGAGAAUCCUCUUCUGAGACAGCUCAGAUAUGCUGGCACCAUCCUCAGUGAUAAAGUAUAUAAGGCCAGCUAUGAGAAGUCAAGGGGGUUCAGCAUCAACUAUUGUGAUACACCCAAGUUUCAGAUGGACUCCGUACUUAAAAAGUUCACUGACGCACGCUACACAGAAAAGUAUGACAAUGAGGUGAAGGGCCACUACAUCGGCAGCUAUGAGGACCUCUAUAUGCUUCACUGCCAGAAAGUGGAGGAAAUGAAGAAUGAACAAUUAUAUAAAGCUGAGUAUGACGACAUAAAAACUAGAUGCUUCUUCCCUCAAACAAUUACGCCUGAAUAUGAAGCCACAAAGAAACUUCAGCAGUGUAAUGAUAAAGCUUACCGCCAACAUCCAGACACGGUGAAAUUUACGCAAGUGACGGAUUCGCCUGUUAUGGUUCAAGCCGCCAUUAACGCCAAGCAGCUAAGUGACUUGAACUACAAGGCAAAGCACGAGGAAACCAAGUUCAAGUGUUAUGUGCCGCCAGACUCUCCCUUCUUCAUCCAGUCCAGAGUAAAUGCUUUUAACCUCAGUGAUAGCUGUUAUAAGUAUGAUUGGGAGAAAUCUAAAGCAAAAAAGUUUGAGGUCAGGGGCGAUGCCAUCUCAAUCCUUGCUGCCCGUGCUCACACAAACAUUGCCAGUGAUGUUAAAUAUAAAAAGGAGUAUGAGAAGAACAAGGGACAGAUGGUUGGAGCCCUGAGCAUUAAUGAUGAUCCCAAAAUCUUGCACUCCGUUCAUGUGGCCAAAAUCCAGAGUGAUCGUGAAUAUAAAAAGGACUAUGAAAAGAUAAAGACCAAGUACCACACUCCACUGGAUAUGAUGUCAGUCACCUUGGCCAAGAAAUCCCAGGCCAUUGCCAGCAUGGCUAAGUACAGGAGCAUCAACCCCAACUACUUCCUUCCGUACGAUAGUAUUCUGCUGCAACUGGCCAAGCAAGCCAACACCAUACAGAGUAAUAAUGAGUACAAGUCUGACUACAACAACUUUACCAAGGGUACCCCGUGGGUCCCCUUUGGCUCCAUGGAGGUGGAAAAGGCGAAGAAAGCUGGUGAGAUCCUUAAUGAGAAAAAAUACAGGCAACACCCGGACACCAUCCCCUUCACUGCUAUUGAUGACCACCCCAUCAUGAUGCAGGCCAAAGUCAAUCAGCUUCAGAGGAGUGAUCGGUUCUACAAGAGAGGUCUUGAGGAAAUCCAUCAGAAGUACUCUCUGCCUCCUGACGUCCCGGAGUUCAUUCAGGCCAAGUGCAAUGCCUACAACAUCAGCAAGAACUACUACAAGUAUGCCUGGGAGGAGUUGAUUGCUAAGGGAUAUGACUUGAAGCCCGAUGCCAUCUCUGUUGUUGCUGCCAAAGCAGCCAGACAUGCUGCAAGUAAUGUCCAAUAUAAAAAGGCCUAUGAGAAGGCCAGAGGCCACCAUGUUGGUUUCCGCAGCCUCCAGGAUGAUCCUCUGCUGGUUCACUACAUGGAGGUGGCUAAGAUGCAGAGUGACAAGAACUACAAGAAGGACUACCACAAAGUCAAGCUGAAGUAUCACUCCCCAGUGGAUAUGAUGAGUUUAGCUCAUGCUAAACAUGCCUCUGCAGUGCAGACAUUUGCUGGCUACAAGAAGCUCCACCAUAAUUACUGUCUUCUGCCUGACUCCAUGGGUCUGGAACUUGCUCGCAGCAUGAACUACAAUUCCAGUGAUUUCAACUAUAAACUGGAUUAUGAGAGCUCAGUUAAGGGAACUGGCUGGGUUCCAAUCGGUUCCCUGGAGGUGGAAAAAGCCAAGGCAGCAGCAGCAGCUAUGGAUGAGAAAAAAUACAGACAGCACCCUGACACCCUUAAAUUCACCAGUACCACUGACUCCAUGAGCAUGGAGCUGGCCAAGGCCAACGCCAAGAUCAUGAAUGUGAAAGAGUACAAAGCCAGUGGAGAGAAAUUCAUGCACACCUACCAUCUCCCUCCUGAUGCCCCUGAACUGUUGCAAGCCAAAUAUAAUGCUGUCAGCAUCAGCCAGAAUUAUUAUACUUAUGCUCAUCGUCAAGACCUGCUCAAAGGACAUCAUGUGAAGGAAGAUGCUAUUCCCAUUGUUGCAGCCAAGUCUUCAAGAGACAUUGCCAGUAAUUACAAGUACAAGCUGGCUUAUGAGAAGGCCAAAGGCCACCAUGUUGGCUUCCGCAGCCUCCAAGACGACCCUCUGCUGGUCCACUACAUGGAGGUGGCUAAGAUGCAGAGUGACAAGAACUACAAGAAGGACUACCACAAGGUCAAGCUGAAGUAUCACUCCCCAGUGGAUAUGAUGAGUGUGGUUCAUGCCAAGCAGGCCUCUCGUGCUCAGACCAUGGUUGGAUACAGGAAGAUCCCUCACAGCUUCUUCCUUCUACCGGACAACAUGCACCUGCAGCUGUGUCGCACCAUGAUGGAGAUUCAGAGUGAUAAUGUCUACAAGUCCGAUUACUCCAACUACUGCAAAGGUCUUGGGUGGGUUCCUAUUGGUUCUCUGGAUGUUGAGAAAGCCAAAGCAGCCAAAUCUGCACUAGAUGAAAGAGGCUACCGCCAGCAUCCCAGCAAUUUCAAAUUUACAAGCAAGACUGAUGCCAUGAACAUGACUCUGGCUAUGACCAACACAAAGCAGCUGGACCAAGCUGCCUACAAGGCCUCUGGUGAGAAGUUCAUGCACACCUAUAAUCUGCCAGCUGACUCUCCAGAGUUCCUCCAGGCUAAAUUCAAUGCCCAGACGCUUAGCGAGAGUCACUACAAGCACAAGUGGUUAGAAGACAUUGCCAAGGGAUAUGACAUGAAGCCUGAUGCUAUUCCUAUCUUGCACGCCAAGCAAGGCAGGCAUAUUGCCAGCAAUGUGCAAUAUAAGAAAGACUAUGAGAAGGCCAGAGGCCACCAUGUUGGCUUCCGCAGCAUCCAGGAUGAUCCUCUGCUGGUCCACUACAUGGAGGUGGCUAAGAUGCAGAGCGACAAGAACUACAAGAAGGACUACCACAAAGUCAAGCUGAAGUAUCACUCACCAGUGGACAUGAUGAGUGUGGUCCACGCCAAACAGGCCUCUCGUGCUCAGACUUUUGCUGGUUACAGAAAGAUCCCUCAUAACUACCUGCUUCUUCCUGACAACAUGCACCUGCAGCUGUGUCGAACCAUGAAUGUGCAGUCAAGUGAUUGUGAUUACAAAUCUGACUGGAACAACUUUGUCAGAGGUAUUGGAUGGGUCCCUAUUGGCUCCCUUGCAGUUGAAACUGCUAAAGUUGGUGGUGACAUUCAGAGUGAGAAGAAGUACCGCACUCAUCCAUCAAACUUCAAGUUCAGCAAACUGAUGGACUCCAUGGAUGUGGUGUUGGCUACUGCCAACAACCAGAUUAUGAACAAGAAAGCGUACACUGCAGCGUGGGAAAAGGACAAACUGACCGUCCACGUUAUGCCAGAUUCUCCUGAGAUUGUACUGGCCAAGGCUAAUGCUCUAACCAUGAGCAAUAAACUUUACAAAGCCGGCGUUGUGGAGAUGGCCAACAAAGGCUACAACCUCAAAGCAGAUGCCAUCUCUAUUCAAGCUGCCAAGUCUGGUACCACUAUUGCCAGUAACUACAAGUACAAGCUGGCUUAUGAGAAGGCCAGAGGCCACCAUGUUGGCUUCCGCAGCCUUCAGGAUGACCCCCUGCUGGUUCACUACAUGGAGGUGGCUAAGAUGCAGAGUGACAAGAACUACAAGAAGGACUACAACAAGUCCAAGCUAAAGUAUCACACCCCAGUGGACAUGAUGAGUGUGAUCCAUGCCAAGCAGGCCUCUGCUGCUCAGACCAUGACUGGAUACAGGAAGAUCCAGCACAGUUACGCUCUCCUCCCUGAUGCUAUGAACCUAGUGCUUGCUCGUACCGUGAACUCCCAGUCUAGUGAUUGGGAAUACAAGUCUGAUUGGAAUAACUUUGUCAGAGGUAUUGGAUGGGUCCCUAUUGGUUCACUGGGAGUUGAGACUGCUAAAGUUGGUGGUCAAAUUCUGAGUGACCAUAAGUACCGCACCCAUCCCUCUAACUUCAAGUUCAGCAAACUGAUGGACUCCAUGGACGUGACUUUGGCUACUGCCAACAACCAGAUCAUGAACAAGAAAGCGUACACUGCAGCAUGGGAAAAGGACAAACUGACCGUCCAUGUCAUGCCAGAUUCUCCCGAGAUCGUCCUUGCUAAGGCUAAUGCUAUCAACAUGAGCAAUAAACUUUACAAAGCUGGUGUUGUUGAGAUGGCUAAUAAGGGCUACAACCUCAAAGCAGAUGCCAUCCCCAUUCUGGCUGCCAAGUCCGGUACCACCAUUGCCAGUAAUUACAAGUACAAGUUGGCUUAUGAGAAGGCCAGAGGCCACCAUGUUGGCUUCCGUAGCAUCCAGGAUGAUCCUCUGCUGGUCCACUACAUGGAGGUGGCUAAGUUGCAGAGCGACAAGAACUACAAGAAGGACUACCACAAGUCUAAGCUGAAGUAUCACUCCCCAGUGGACAUGAUGAGUGUGGUUCAUGCCAAGCAGGCCUCUCGUGCUCAGACCAUGACUGGAUACAAGCAGAUCAUCUCCCACUACACCGUGAUGCCUGAUGCCAUGAAUCUGGAACUGGCUCGUAACAUGCAGUUCAUUGCCAGUGAUAACCAGUACAAGAGUGAGUAUGAUCACUACUUUAAAGGAAUUGGAUGGGUUCCUAUUGGAUCGCUGGAUGUAGAGAAAGCAAAAAUGGCUGGACAGGCCUUGAAUGAAAAACAAUACCGUCAACAUCCUAGCAACUUUAAAUUCACCAAAGACAUGAACUCUAUGGACCUGGUGCUCGCCACUACCAACAACCAGAUUAUGGAUAAGAAAUCCUACCUGAAAAACUGGGAAAAAGACAAGACUACUAUCCACAUCAUGCCUGAUGCAAUGGACAUUGUUCUGGCCAGAGGAAACAAGAAAAUCUACAGUGAGAAACAGUACAAAUUGGAUAAUGAGCUGUCCAAGAAGAAGGGUCACAAUCUUCGUGGUGACGCCAUUCCAGUCCAGGCUGCUAAAGCCUCUACUGCCAUUGCUAGUGAUUUCAAGUACAAAACAGGAUACCGUAAGCAGGUCGGCCACCACAUUGGUGCUCGUAGCAUCCAGGACGAUCCUCUGCUCAUGCUGGCUCUGAACUCAGCCAAGAUUGCCAGUGAUGCUCUGUACAAGAAGGACUUCAACAAAUCAAAGACCAAGUUCCACCUUCCAGUGGACAUGAUGGCCUUUGAGCUGGCCAAGAAAAACCAGAUUCAGGUCAACCACGCCAACUACAUCACCCGUCUGCACAAUUGGACUUGUCUGCCAGACUCCAAUGAUGUGGUCCAAGCCAGACAUGCAUAUGACCUGCAGAGUGAUGCUGUUUACAAGGAGGAGCUGAAGGUGCUGCAGGGCAUUGGAUGGGUGCCUAUAGGUUCACUGGAUGUUGAGAAGGUGAAGAAAGCUGGUGAGAUCCUGAGUGACAACAAGUAUCGGCAACACCCAAGCAACUUCAAGUUCAAAAGCACUACUGAGGACAUGCCUAUGGUGUUAGCGAAGGCCAAUGCCCAGGUUAUGAACAAGAAAACUUACAUAGAUGCCUGGGAGAAAGACAAGACUACCAUCCAUGUCAUGCCCGAUGCCAUGGAAAUUUUGCUGGCCAAAGCAAACAAAGUCAACUACAGUGUGAAAGCGUACAAACAGGCAAAUGAAGAGGCUAAGAAGAAGGGAUACGACCUGCGUAACGAUGCCAUUUCCAUAAUUGCAGCAAGAGCCUCCAGGGAUAUCGCCAGUGAUUUCAAGUACAAGACAGGUUACCGUAAGCAGGUCGGCCACCACAUUGGCGCUCGCAGCAUCCAGGACGAUCCUCUGCUCAUGCUGGCUUUGAACUCAGCCAAGAUUGCCAGUGAUGCUCUGUACAAGAAGGACUUCAACCAGUCCAAGACCAAGUUCCACCUGCCAGUGGACAUGCUGGCCUUUGAGCUGGCCAAGAAGAACCAGAUUCAGGUCAACCACGCCAACUACAUCACCCGUCUGCACAAUUGGACUUGUCUGCCAGACUCCAAUGAUGUGGUCCAGGCCAGACAUGCAUAUGACCUGCAGAGUGAUGCUGUUUACAAGGAGGAGCUGAAGGUGCUACAGGGCAUUGGAUGGGUGCCUAUAGGUUCAUUGGAUGUUGAGAAGGUGAAGAAAGCUGGUGAGAUCCUGAGUGACAACAAGUAUCGGCAACACCCAAGCAACUUCAAGUUCAAAAGCACUACUGAGGACAUGCCUAUGGUGUUAGCGAAGGCCAAUGCCCAGGUUAUGAACAAGAAAGCUUACGUUGAAGCCUGGGACAAUGAGAAAUCAAAGAUCCACAUCAUGCCUGAUGCUAUGGAUGUCCUUCUGGCCAAAGCAAACAAUGUCAACUACAGCUUGAAAAAGUACAAGCAGGCAAAUGAAGAUGCCAAGAAGAAGGGCUACGAUCUCCGUAAUGAUGCCAUUUCCAUCAUUGCAGCCAGGGCCUCCAGGGACAUUGCCAGUGAUUUCAAGUACAAAACAGGAUACCGUAAGCAGGUCGGCCACCACAUUGGUGCUCGUAGCAUCCAGGACGAUCCUCUGCUCAUGCUGGCUUUGAACUCAGCCAAGAUUGCUAGUGAUGCUCUGUACAAGAAGGACUUCAACAAAUCAAAGACCAGGUUCCACCUGCCAGUGGACAUGCUGAGUCUUGAACUGGCCAAGAAAUGCCAGAUUCAGGUCAACCACGCCAACUACAUCACCCGGCUGCACCAAUGGACUUGUCUGCCAGACUCCAAUGAUGUGGUCCAGGCCAGAGUUGCAUAUGACCUGCAGAGUGAUGCUGUUUACAAAGAGGAGCUGAAGGUGCUGCAGGGCAUUGGAUGGGUGCCUAUAGGUUCAUUGGAUGUUGAGAAGGUGAAGAAAGCUGGUGAGAUCCUGAGUGACAACAAGUAUCGUCAGCACCCAAGCAACUUCAAGUUCAAAAGCACUACUGAGGACAUGCCUAUGGUGUUAGCGAAGGCCAAUGCCCAGGUUAUGAACAAGAAAUCUUACAUUGAAGCCUGGGACAAUGAGAAAACAAAGAUCCACAUCAUGCCUGAUGCUAUGGAUGUUCUUCUGGCCAAAGCAAACAAUGUCAACUACAGCUUGAAAGCAUACAAACAGGCAAAUGAAGAUGCCAAGAAGAAGGGCUAUGAUCUCCGUAAUGAUGCCAUUUCCAUCAUUGCAGCCAGGGCCUCCAGGGACAUUGCCAGUGAUUUCAAGUACAAGACAGGAUACCGUAAGCAGGUCGGCCAUCACAUUGGUGCUCGUAGCGUCCAGGACGAUCCUCUGCUAAUGUUGGCUCUGAACUCAGCCAAGAUUGCCAGUGAUGCUCUGUACAAGAAGGACUUCAACAAGUCCAAGACCAAGUUCCACCUUCCAGUGGACAUGAUGGCCUUUGAGCUGGCCAAAAAGAACCAGAUUCAGGUCAACCACGCCAACUACAUCACCCGACUGCACAACUGGACUUGUCUGCCAGACUCCAAUGAUGUGGUCCAGGCCAGACAUGCAUAUGACCUGCAGAGUGAUGCUGUCUACAAAGCUGACCUGAAGUGGCUCCAGGGCCUGGGCUGGGUCCCCAUUGGCUCACUUGAUGUAGAAAAAACCAAGAAGGCCGGAGAGAUUUUGAGUGAUAUGAAAUACCGCCAGCACCCCAGCACUGUUCCAUUCACUAGCCCCAUCGAUGCCAUGAAUAUUGUGCUGGCAAAGAAUAAUGCUCAGACCAUGAACAAGCGUCUCUAUAUUGAGGCAUGGGAGAAGGACAAGACCCAGCUCCAUAUUAAACCCGACACUCCUGAGAUCGUCCUCUCGCAGCAAAAUGCGAUCAACAUGAGCAGGAAACUAUACAGACAAGGUUUUGAGGAGACCAUCAGCAAAGGCUAUUUCCUACCUUCAGAUGCAAUCUCUGUGAAGAGUGCUAAGGCCUCCAGGGACAUCGUCAGUGAUUAUAAGUACAAGACAGGAUACCGUAAGCAGGUCGGCCACCACAUUGGUGCUCGCAGCGUCCAGGAUGAUCCUCUCAUCAUGCUGGCUCUGAACUCAGCCAAGAUUGCCAGUGAUGCUCUGUACAAGAAGGACUUCAACAAGUCCAAGACCAAGUUCCACCUUCCAGUGGACAUGCUGAGUCUUGAGCUGGCCAAGAAAUGCCAGAUUCAGGUCAACCACGCCAACUACAUCACCCGGCUGCACCAAUGGACUUGUCUGCCAGACUCCAAUGAUGUGGUCCAGGCCAGGAAAGCCUAUGACCUUCAGAGUGAUGCCGUGUAUAAAGCUGACUUGGAUGAGAUUGUCGGUGUAGGAUGGGUCCCCAUAGGUUCGCUUGAUGUGGUAAAAGCCAAGAAUGCUUCGAAAAUUCUCAGCGAUCGUCUCUAUAAGCAGAAACCAGACACUCUGAAGUAUACGACUGAUAUGACUUCCAUGCCUAUGGUCUUAGCCAAAUCAAAUGCUGAGAUCAUCAACAAGAAAAACUACAUUGCUGCUUGGGAAGCUGAUAAAAUCAAGACUCAUGUGACCCCUGACCUGCCCGAGCUGUUGCUUUCCAAAGCUAAUGCGUAUAAUAUCAGCAUUAAACAAUACAGGGAAGAGGUUGAGAAGAUCUUCAGAAAGGGUUACGAUCUUAAGGCCGAUGCCGUCUCUGUUGUUGCUGCCAAGCAUGCAAGAAACAUAAUCAGUGAUUACAAAUAUAAGACAGGAUAUCGUAAGCAGGUUGGUCACCACAUUGGAGCCCUCAGUGUCAAUGAUGACCCUCUGAUUGUGUUGGCUCUGAAUUCAGCCAAGAUUGCUAGUGAUGCUUUGUACAAGAAGGACUUCAACAAGUCCAAGACCAAGUUCCACCUUCCAGUGGACAUGCUGAACCUUGAGCUGGCCAAGAAAUGCCAGAUCCAAGUCAAUGAUUUCAACUACAGAACUCAUCUGCACAACUGGACCUGUCUGCCGGACUCCAACGAUGUGGUGCAAGCCAGAAAGGCAUAUGACCUGCAGAGUGAUGCUGUGUACAAGGCUGACAUGGAAUGGGUCAAAGGAAUGGGAUGGGUGCCAAUUGGUUCGCUUGACGUGGAGAAAGCCAAGAAAGCAGCGGAGAUUCUGAGUGAGCGGAAGUACCGUCAGCAUCCCAGCAAGUUCAAGUUCACUGCCAAGACAAGUGACAUGCCAUAUGCCCUCGCUCAGGCCAAUGCCCAGAUCAUGGACAAGAAAGCAUACAUUUCUGCCUGGGAGAAGGAUAAGGUCAACCUCCACAUCAUGCCUGAUACCCCAGAGAUUCUCCUGGCCCAGCAGAAUAAACUCAACACCAGUCUGAAAUAUUAUCGUGAAGGUUUUGUGGACACCAUCAACAAGGGCUAUUUCCUUCCCAAAGAUGCAAUUUCUGUUUUGUCAGCCAAGGCCUCCAGAGACAUCGUCAGUGAUUACAAAUACAAGGCAGGUUUCCGCAAGCAAUGUGGCCAUCACAUCGGUGCCCUCAGUGUCAAUGAUGACCCACUAAUCAUGCUGGCUGCUAAUGCAGCCAAGAUCUCCAGCGACAACAUCUACAAGAAGGACUUCAACAAGACCAAGACCAAGUACAACCUACCAGUAGACAUGCUGACAAUUGAACUGGCCAAGAAAUGCCAGCAGCAAGUGAAUGACUUCAACUACAGGACUCACUUGCACCAAUGGACGUGCCUGCCAGACUCCAGUGAUGUGGUUCAGGCUAGAAAGGUGUACGACUUGCAGAGUGAUGCUGUGUACAAAGCUGAUCUGGAGUGGCUGAAGGGAUGCGGCUGGUCACCUCAUGACUCUGUGGAUGUCGUCAAAGCUAAAAAUGCCAUGACCAUUCUCAAUGAUAGGCUCUACCGCCAGCACCCGAGCACUGUCAAGUUCACCAGCGUUGUCGACCUACCGGCUAUUGUUUUGUCCAAGCAGAAUGCUGAAAACAUCAGUGAUAGGAAAUAUAGGGAGGUCUGGGAUAAAGACAAGCUCAUCAUCCACCUGCCAUCUGACACCCCCACCUUUACACUGUCCAAGGCCAAUGCUGUUGCUAUCAGCAACAAACUGUACACAAAGGCAUGGGAUGACCAAAAGGCCAAAGGUUACCAUAUCAAGGAGGAUGCUAUCUCUGUGCUAAAGGCCAGAGCUUCCAGAGAUAUCAUCAGCGAUUACAAGUACAAAGCAGGAUACCGUAAGCAGGUCGGUCAUCACAUUGGUGCCCGUAACGUCGAGGAAGACCCUCUCAUCAUGCUGGCUCUGAACUCAGCCAAGAUUGCCAGUGAUGCUCUAUACAAGAAGGACUUCAACAAGUCCAAGACCAAGUUCCACCUUCCAGUGGACAUGCUGAACCUUGAGCUGGCCAAGAAAUGCCAGAUCCAAGUCAAUGAUUUCAACUACAGAACUCAUCUGCAUCAGUGGACUUGUCUGCCAGAUUCUAAUGAUGUAGUGCAAGCCAGAAAGGCCUACGAUCUCCAGAGCGACGCUGUGUACAAAGCUGAUUUGGAGUGGUUACGGGGAUGUGGAUGGAUACCACAUGAGUGUGUGGACGUUGUAAAGGUGAAGAAUGCACAGAAGGUCCUGGCUGACAGAGGUUACCGCGUAAAGUUGGAUGAACAGAAAUACACAGUUCCAACUGACAGAGUUGACUUGGUCUGUGCCAAGAAUGCUGCUGAGGUCCUGAAUGAGGCUAAAUAUCGCGAGGUCUGGCACCGGGAGAAGACCAAUUACACACUGACCGACACUCCAACUCUUGCCACAGCCAGGGAGGUGGCUAAGAACAUUCACCCGAAACUGUACACCAAAGACUGGGACAAAGUCAAAGCUACAGGAUACUUUAUGCCUGGAGAUGCUGUGCCAAUUAAACAAUGCAUCCUUACAAGUAAAGUGCAAAGUCAGCAUAAGUACCUGGAGUCAUACCGCAAGCAGGUUGGCCAUCACAUUGGUGCCCGCAACGUUGAGGAAGACCCUCUGAUUAUGUUGGCUCUGAACUCAGCCAAGAUUGCCAGUGACGCUCUGUACAAGAAGGACUUCAACAAGUCCAAGACCAAGUUCAACCUGCCAGUGGACAUGCUGCAGUUUGAGCUGGCCAAGAAAUGCCAGAAGCAAGUCAAUGAUGACCUCUAUAGAACUCGCCUGCACCAGUGGACUUGUUUACCAGACCAGAAUGAUGUAAUCCAGGCUCGCAAAGCCUAUGAUCUGCAAAGCAGUGUCGUGUAUAAGGCUGACCUGGAAUGGCUUCGGGGCUGCGGCUGGGUGGCAGCCGACUCUGUUGACCACGUCAAGGUCAAGAAGGCCCAGGAGAUUCUCAAUGAUAGAUUCUACAAAAAGGGUGCCAAAGAAGCCUUCGCAAACUUCACCCUGAUUGUGGACCGCCCUGAGAUCCUUUUGGCUAAGACUAAUGCUGCCAACCUCAGUGAUCUGAAGUACAAAGAGACUUUCAAUGCAGAAAAGGGUCAUUACAUUGGUUCAGAAGAUACUCCUCAGCUGGCCCACAGCAGGGAGGCGGCUAAGAUCAUCAGUGAGAAACUUUACAAAUUUGAUUGGGACAAGACUAAGGCUACAAGCUACCAGCUGAACCAUCAAUACAUCCCACUGUUGAGUGGCAAGAAGGGCAGGGAGAUUGCUAGUGAUGUCAAGUACCAUGAACAUCAUGAGAAGGCUAAGGGUCACUACAUGGCUGGAACCCUUGUGGACUUCCCUGAGGUGGUGCGCUGUGGACAGCAAGAGAAGAACAAGGGACUGAGACUGUACCAGAAGGACUAUCAUCAGAGCAAGACCAAGUGCCACCUCCCACCCGACAUCAUUGCUAACCAGGUUGCUAAGCGUUGCCAGGACAUGCUGAGCGAUGUCCUCUACCGCACCUACCUGCACCAGUGGACCUGCCAUCCUGACCAGGAGGACGCCAUUCGUGCCCGCAAGACUAAUGAGAUCCUCAGUGAUGUGUUCUACAAGGAUGACCUGAACUGGAUGAAGGGUAUCGGUUGCUAUGCCUGGGACACACCAGAGAUUGUGCGUGCCAAGAAAUCCUACGAGCUACAGAGUGAUCUCAAAUACAGAGUUGAAGCCAAGAAAGAGUUCAGCAACUUCUCCAUUGUGACAGACACUCCAGUUUAUGUGACUGCUGUCCUGGGCCACACUUGGGCCAGUGAUCUCAAUUACAGGGAGGCAUAUCAUAAGGAUAAGCACAUGUACACCACCGUUCUGGACACCUACGAUUACGCCAGAUGCCACAACUUCAAAUACUUCUUCAGCAACAAAAACUACACUGCUGCCUGGGACAAGAUCAAAGCAAAGAGCUACCAGAUUCCACAUGACUCUCAUGCAUUGCAGCACGCUAAAUACCAAAAAACUGUUCUCAGUGGUGUGAAGUACAAGGAGGAUUAUGAGAAGUUCAAAUCCCUCUACAGUCUUCCCAAGUCGCUUGAGGACGAUCCUGCCACUGCUCGUUGUGUCAAAGCUGGAAAGCUGGUCCUUGAUCGUCUGUACAGGGAAAACUAUGAAAAGACCAAAGCCAAGAACCACAUCCCUCCUGACAUGCUGGAGAUCCUGUCUGCACGUAACACCCAGUCCACCGUCAGUGGUAUCAACUACCGCAAGUAUCUGCACCAGUGGAUCUGCUUGCCUGACAUGCAGGUGUACGUCCAAGCUCGCAAAGUCAAUGAGCAGCUCAGCGAUAUCUUCUACAAGGACGAUCUGAACUGGCUGAAGGGUAUUGGCUGCUAUGCCUGGGACACACCAGAGAUCCUGCGUGUCAAGCAUGCUGGUAACCUCCAGAGUGAGUUCAAGUACAGAGCCAAAGGUAUCGAGGCUUUCAAGGAGUAUUCUGUGGUGACAGACACUCCAGUGUAUGAGACAGCCAAGCAGAACGCUCAGAACCUCAGUGAUCUUCAUUACCGCUAUGACUACAACGCCAAUGUCAAGGGCACCAGCACUUCUCCUGCUGUUACCAUUGAAACCGAAAGAGCCCGCCUUGCCAACUACAUCCAGAGUGAUAACUGGUACAAGGAGGCCAACAAGCAGAACAUGCCCACCGGUUACUCGCUGCCCAGUGACACCCCGCUCAUCAAGCAGGUUAAGCUGAACAGUGUUGUUGCCAGCAACGUGAAAUACAAGGAGGCCUAUGAGAUGAUGAAGGCUAAGGCCUACACUCUUCAUCCAGAGGGUGUCCACUUUGUCAAUAUCAGGAACGCUAACAAGAUCACCAAUGAGCGUCUGUAUCGUGAGGACUACCAGAAACAAAAGGACAAGAUCCACACAACCUAUGACACCCCUGAUAUCAGACAAGUCAAGAUGAACCAGGAGCACCUCAGUGAUUUGUGGUACAAAGAGAAAUACAACAACACCAAGGGCCAGCUGAUUUCUAUGCCCAUAACUCCCGAGCUCAUGCACUGCUACCACGUCAAUGAGAUCACCAGCGACCUGAGAUACAAAGAAGAUCUGAUGUGGCUGAGAGGCGUCGGCUGCUUCCUGUAUGACACUCCAGAGAUGGUCCAUGUCCGCAACAUUACCAAGCAGAGGGUGAACUACCCAGUGGAGGCUAAGAAGAACCUCGCUAACUUCUCCGUGGUCCUGGACACACCAGAGUAUAAUCGGGUGACUGAGCUGAAGACACACAUGAGCGGUCGCAUCUACAAAGCCCAGAGUAAGCAGGACAUGGCUAAAGUUACCACCACUGUGGACUCUGUGGAGAUUCAGAGAGCCAAGUGGGCCCAGCAGCUCACCAACAAGUACCUGUACACAGAUCUGGCUGCUAAAGAGAGAGCUCAUUUCACGCCAGAAUUGGAAACUCCAGGCAUUGGCCAUGCCAGAAAAAUGAAAGUGGUCUGCAGUGAUAACAAAUACAAAGAGCAAUAUGAGAAGAUGAAGCACAGGUACACCGCCAUUGCCGACACACCUCACCUGAUCCGUGCCAAAAAAGCCUACCUACAGUCAAGUGAUCUGCGCUAUAAGGAAACCUUUGAGCUUUCCAAGGGCCACUACCGUACAGUCAAGGAUGCUCUGGACAUCAUCUACCACCGCAGAGUGACUGAUGACAUCAGCGAGGUUAAAUACAGGGAGAAGUAUAUUAACAGUCUGGGUACAUGGAAGUCCAUCCCUGACCGUCCUGAGUUGUUCUUCAGCAGAAUUGUCAACGAUAACGUCAGCAACGUCAAGUACAAGGAGGACCUGGAGUGGCUGAGGGGUAUUGGCUGCUUUGUGUGGGACACACCUGACCUGGUACAGGCUGAGAGGAACAAGCAGCUGUACAGUGAGAGACUGUACAAAACCUCCUAUGAGAAGAACAGAGGCAACUUCAAGUAUACCUGUGACACUCCGUUCUUCCAGGCCGCCAAGAAUGCCUCCAUUCUCAUCAAUGAUGGAAUGUAUAAAUCCAGAGCAAAGGAUCUACUCCGGAGUGGCUGCAAUGAGCUACUCCGCCCUGACAUCCUCACAGCCCUUUACCAGUCCACUAUGGGCAGUAAGUGGAGGUACAGGGAGCAGUAUGAACGUGCCAAAGACAAAUUUACUUCUGUUCUGGAGACCCCCGAGUAUGAGGCCCACAAACGCAGCAAGAAGAUCAGUGAUAUCAUCUACAAGAUGGAGUACAACAAGACCAAGGCUAAGGGAUACACUCUGCCUUAUGAUACUCCACACCAAAACCACAUGAAGAAAGUCAAGGAGAUCACCAGCAAUCUGAAGUACAAAGAGGUAUAUGAGAAGAGCAAGGCCCAGAUCAACAUGGACCCUGAGGCUCAUGAGAUUCGCGCUGCCAAGGAGGCCUACAGGAACAUCAGCAAUCUUGACUACAAGAAGAAAUAUGAAGAAACCAAAAACAAGUGGAUCUGGACUUCGGACAGACCUGAUUUUGUCAACGCUGCCAAAAACACUAUGCAACAGAGUGAUGUUGAGUACAAGUAUGACAAAGAGAUAAUGAAGGGCUGUGUGAUACCUGUGGCUGAUGACAAGUACACAAUCCUGUACAAGAAGAACACUGAGAUGGCCAGUGAUGUGAAGUACAAAGAGAAGUAUGAAAAAUCAAAGGGCCAGUACGUCCCUGUUUUGGAUACUCCUCAGAUUCUCCAUGCCAAGGCUGUGCGUACUUUGGCAUCAGAGAGCAAAUACAAAGAGGCCAGUAAGAAGGUCAUGCAGUCAGGCUCAUUCACCACCCUGUCUGAGACUCGUGACACUGCCCACAGCAAGGAGAUCAACAAGCUUGUCAGCGGGAAACUGUACAAAGCCAAGUUUGAGAAGGAAAAGGGCAAGUCAGUGUAUAACAACAUGAUUGUGCCACCUGAUGUUCAGCACGCCAUGGACGUGGCCAAGUCCCAGAGCAGCGUCGCCUAUAAGAAAGAUGCCAAAGCCAACCUCCACUACACCACUGUAGUCGACCGUCCUGACAUCAAGAAGGCCACCCAGGCUGCCAGACUUAUCAGUGAGGUCGGCUACCGUGAGAAGGCGCGUGAAGAGGCCAGCCGUGGAGGUUCUCUGGUCCACCGCCCAGACAUCGCUUUGGCAACUAAGGUGUCCAAGCUGACCAGCCAGGUGGAGGCCAAGUCCUCCCUCCAUGGAGCUGCUUCCUAUGAUACCCUCCAGAUGCGCCACAUUAAGAAAAUGAGUGCGGUGACUAGCGAUGUGAAGUACAAGGAAAAGUUUGAUAAGGAGGUGAAAGGAAAGAAACCACAAUAUGACCUGAAGGAGAGUAAGAUUUACAAGACUUUGAAGGAUGCCAAUGUACUGGCUAGUGAGGUGAAGUACAAGGGUGACUUGAAGAAGAUCCACAAACCUGUGACCGACAUGGCUGAGUCUCUGUCCAUGCAGCACAGCCUGAGCACCAGCAAACUGUCCAGCCAAUACCGCUACAAGAAGAAAUUUGAGGAGAGUAAGGGUCACUACCACAUGAUUCCUGACACACCAGAACAGCUCCAUCUCAAGGAGGCCUCUGAGCUUCAGAGUAACGUGAAAUACAAGGAGAAGUAUGAGAGGGAGAAGGGCAAACCCAUGCUGGACUUUGAGACACCCACAUAUGUGACUGCUAAAGAGGCCCAGCACAUGCAGAGCCAGAAAGACUAUAAGAAGGACUUUGAGGAGUCCAUGAGGGGAAAGAACCUCUCAGGCUUGGAGGUCACCCCUGCCAUGAUUCAUGUCAGACAUGCCACCAAAAUAGCCAGUGAGAGAGAGUACAGGAAGGAUCUAGAGGAGGGAGUGAAGGGUAAAGGGCUAACCUUACUGGAGGAAACUCCGGAGCUUUUGAGAGCAAGGAAUGCCACUCAAAUCCUGUGUGAGAGAGAGUACAAAAAGGCGCUGGAGCAGGAGAUCAAGGGCAAGGGAAUGUUGGCUUUGGCUACAGACACUCCAGACUUCAUGAGAGCCAGAAACGCUACUGACAUCCUCAGCCAGACUAAGUACAAGCAGACCGCUGAGAUGGACAGAGCUAGCUACACAACCGUCAUCGACACCCCUGACAUCAUCCACGCUCAGCAGAUGAGGAACAUCGUCAGCCAGAAAAAGUACAAAGAGGAGGCUGAGAAGACCAUGUCUCACUAUGUACCAGUCCUGGACACUCCAGAGAUGCAGAGAGUUCGUGAGAACCAGAAGAACUUCAGCACUAUUCAGUACAAAGAGGAUUUGGGAAGUGGAACAGCUUUGCCCGAGACCCCUGAGAUGGAGAGGGCUAAACGUAACCAGCGCAACAUUAGCACGGUACUCUACAUAGUGACCUGUCCUCAUUCAUUACCUCCCUUCAUAUUCCCUCCAUGAGAGAAUUAAACCUGAUCUGAUAUGGCAUGUAAUCUCUUCAAAUGACCAUUUUCAGUUCAACCUUCACAGAUAUCUUUUUUUUCUUAUCAUUAUUUUAUCUUUGAGAUAUUUUUUAUUUUAUGGAGCCCUGUUUUUUGUUAACUGUGGAACCUUUUUGUUGUAGUUGCUUCUUUGCCCAAUGUCACCUGUAUGAGAUAAAAACGUGUUGUCACAAGACACUAGAUGGCCAAAAGUAUGUGGAAACUGCUGACAAUGUUUAUUGUUUUUCAUUUUGAGUUGUUUUCCAUGGUUUUAGUAGGUCUCUUAUUUCCACGUAAGAGAAAUCUUGAUACGUGGUGAUAAGUGACCAGAGUGUCAGAGACCCAUUCUCCAUGUUUAGCUCCUCUGUAAAGUAGUUUGUCAACCAUUUAUACCUUGAGUAUAAAGGCAGAUCCACCACCAUUAUCACCUUUAGUAAUCUGAGUUUUGGGUUAUGCACAAGCUUUGAGUCAUUUUAGUAUAGAGUGAGAGUAAAUACGUGGCACUCUCCACCAGUCACUUUGAACAGGGGGAGGUGAAAUGUCUUCAAGAACCAAAAAGACGUCCAGUUGCCCUCUCGUGAAACACUGAGGAUUAACCCUCAUCAGUACACCACUUAUCUUAAAUUUUUUUGUUUGUAAGUUGGAUGUUUCAAUCUCUUUAGGUAGUUGUCACCCACAUAGUUACCAUCACAUACACCAAAGCUUUCUUGAUUCCAACCAGGUUUGUGGUGUAUACAAGGGCGUCAGUUUGUUUUUAAAAGUGGGGGGGAUGGAGACCACAGCACUUUGAGAAAAUGUCGAAGAACGGCGGCUAAAUGCCACAAGCUGGGCUCGAACUCACAACCACCGCACCAAAGGCAGAGGGUCAAGCUGUUGAGCUAUUGGUACAGGUGGGUAGAAGGGUCUGUGGGCCGCUAUAGUACUAAUUCUCCCGGGCCGAAAUUUUGCCCCUGCACGCCUCUGGUCGGAGCUUCCACUUGGCACAGGCGCAAAUUUAGCAUCUGCGCAUUUUUUUUUUUUUUUAACCUCACGAAGGUGUGCUGCGUGUCUGUACAACUCUCGGCCAAGUGCGGAUGGUGCGUUCAGGAGCGUCGGAAUUUUCUAUACUACUGAAAAUAACUGGGUUUACAACGGCUUACAUUUGAAGAAUUUGAAUGUGUUGGAGACAAAAUGACCCCUGACAAAAAGUAGGGGGGGCACGUCCCCACCGUCCCCCCCUAAACUGACGCCUAUGGGUGUAUAUAUAUAUAUAUAAAAAAGCAUUUGGGGUCCAUGCAGACCCCAGCCAGACCCAAGCCGGACUGUGCAUCUUUUAUUCAUGUAUGUUUGUGUUAUGUUGCUCUUGUGAUGACUGCUUCAGUUGCAUUGUGUUUCAUUUCAAUUCAGGAGUUUUUACACUAAUAUUGUAAGCAAUACACAUCAGUAAUCAUCAACAGUAAUUUAAUUCUUUCUUUCAUAUUUGUAUCUAUAGAUGACACAUGUUUUAGGAACAUAUAUAUUGAGAGGAUAUGAACAAGUACAGAAAUGUGAAACAGAUUAAAUACUACUGGGGUCCAGCUGUACCCUAAGUGUACUAAUGAGGGUUAAUCACCAUUGGUGGAAAUUACGUUCUUAACAAUAUAUGGGAAUAUUGUUUGGGUAUCCAUAUAUUUUCGGCCAUCUAGUUUAAAGGAUCUUGUUUCCACUAUAAAAUAAUAAUAACAUCUGAUCCCUGGAGUAAUAACCUAAGUCAUCCAUUUCGAAAACAACCACCGACAUGCCAACAUACCGACCUACCACUGAAAAUCAAGAUGAGUAAUAGCCUGUUAUUGUGGAUGGUUCUGAGG